CGUACUGCCAGGUAGUAGUGGUUCGCCGCUCCGCUCGACCGCCCGUGCCUCUGUGCGUGUGCGUCGUGUGCGUGGGUGUGUGUGUGUAUAUGUGUGUGUGUAUGCGCGCGCGUGUGUGGCUGGUGUGCACGCGCGCGAGCCAGUACAAGAUGGGAAAUAUGUGCGCAUAGAGAGAGAGAGAGAGAGAGAGAGAGAAAGAGAGAGAGCGAGAGAGAGAGAGAGAGAGAGAGAGAGAGAGAGAGAGAACGGCUUUCCUGCGCGACGUGUUGGUGCCACUGCCGGAGGGGCCCUGUUACGUCGACACGUCGCGCUCGUUUUCGUGUGCGAGGCAUCGUCGUGGCUUGCCCGAGGACACCCAAGUCUCGGCAGUUGGCGACGGAGACCAGCCUCGCUCCGCCAUUUUCACCGUCUCCCUCGUGAGAGGUCCGAUGAGGCCCACCGGUGCUCCGCGUAGUGGUGUUAGCACGGCUGACGCCUCGCGGCCGCGCCUCUAAAUUCCACAAACACCGACACGCGCUCGAGCCGCUCAGCGAGAUAUAUUUACCCCGUAAAAUAUCCUCACGGCGGCGAGGAUUCCGCUGGACUCGAUGUCGCUUCCGUCGCUUCGACGUUCCCUCAUUAACGUUCGUCAGCCGACGGUCGCGUUCGAGCUGGCCGCGAGAAUGUACAUGUGCCUGAGUGUGCGUGCAUACGUGUGACAGCGUAUCGGUACACGUGGAGGUGCGUCGGUGAGGAACGACGACGACGACGCCACUGUACGCGCGCCGCAUACCAGUGAGGCCCCGGGCCCGGUGCUGCGGAGAGGGGGAAUAGAGGAGCCUAGAGCUAGCUGAGAGGAAGCGACGUUGAGACGGACGGAGAAGGUGAAACGGGGGGGAAAGAGGUGCGAGGAGGAAAGAAUACGCGACGGAGCGACGGAGAGAGCGUGAGAGGACAGACGAGAAAAAAAGAGAGAAAGAACGAAGCGGGGCCCGAUAUUGGCGCUGGUGGAGGGGGGAGGGUGACGGGGGGAAGGGAAGGGAGGUUGACUCGUAAGAAGGUAGCCAUAAUGGCCUGACGCGAUCUCGAGCGAGCGGCUACAGCUGCUGUGAAAUACCCGCGCCGCCGCACCGAGCUCCUCUCGCCGUUGCCGCGCGCGCGCGCGCGCGCGCGUGCGCAUAUUUUGCAACACGUCGUGCUGCGACGACGUGUACCGACGUAGAAGGUACGCAGGUCGAAUUCUGCCGUCUUCGGAGAGCGACUGUACCGCGGGCGGAGUCGUCUCAUUUGCCGUGGUCGCGCGAAUGUGUCGCGUGCUCGUUGCUACGCACAAUGAGCAUUCCCCGAGUCACCUUCGUGAUCCGACACCGCGUGUAGAAAGCGGAAGGCUGAUAAUUAACGCUCGAGCAGAUUCGUCCUGCGGUCGCUAUCUCGACUCUCUGUGACCACGUGAUCUGGUCCAAGCCCGCUUGAAUCUCGUCCGAGAAGUCAGUCGCGUACUGUCAGAGAUGAGGGGUGCCAAUCAGGAUACCGCCACGCCGUACUGCCGGUGCAGGGUGCUCUACCUAGGCAGCUCGGUGCCCCAUGCGAGCAAAGAGGGGCUCCUCGGCGUCCAGGAGCCUCUGAGGGAGCUGUAUCCCGAGCAAGGCGCAUUGGGCGCACGCGGGAUCGACUCUUGGCUGAGUGUGUGGAGCAACGGCCUGCUGUUGGAGAACGUGGACGAGCACCGCAAGAAGGUCACACGGUUCUUCCCCAUUGAAGCGCUUCAUUACUGCGCCGCGGUGCGACACGUCAAAGGUGGGAACGGCGAUGCUUCCAACACGCGAUUCCUGCCGUUGGACUCGCCGUUCGCACGAACGCCCAGCGCCAAUCAUCCGCCCUUGUUCGCCGCCGUGCUGCGGAGGACGACAGGCAUCAAAGUCCUUGAGUGUCAUGCGUUCAUCUGCAAGCGAGACAUGGCGGCCAACGCCCUGGUGAGAUGUUGCUUUCACGCUUACGCGGACAGCAGCUACGCGAAAGGUCUGGAGCCGUCGUCGGCGACGACAAACGGCGUGACGACGGGUCAUCAGUCGAACAAUAACAGCCUGUAUCAUACCUUGGGUGGUUCGAGCACCACCUUGGACAGUCCUCAGGCUAACCGCCUGGACGCUACGUCGACCGACGACCUCAGCCUGUACAACGGCGACGAGAAUCACAAAGUGUGGGCAAGAGGUCGCGACGAAGUCGACGGCCUUUAUCAGGAGCAAGGCACCCUGAGAAGCACCAAGGGAUCCAGGCCGCGCCAAUUAGUUGCUCCGCCGCCGCCACCUCCGCCACCACCUCCUCCCGCUCAACCGUUGCUACUUGAGGAAUCCUCCUCCUCUUCGGCGCGAAGAAAGACCAACAAGAAACUCAAGAAGAUGAAGAAUCGCUCGUUGCACGAGGACAUGUUGCAACAGCAGCAGCAGCAGCAGCAGCUCCUCCACCAUCAGCUGCACCAAGGCGUGUACACCAACGGCCACGGUCAUCACACUCUGGGCCACCCCAUCAGGCAGCAACACUACCAUCCCCAUCCGCUGCCACCCAGCAGCCGAUCCGUUGCCGGCACUUUAGCCAGACCGGCGCCGGUUCUGCUGGUGCCAGCUGCCACCUUACCGCGGAAAAGCCAUCAUCACCCGCGUUUAAGGCCUAUUCCGGCGGCAGCGCCUAUAGUUCCGGUCUAUGCGCCUCUGCCAGUAGUACCACCAUCUGCAGCCCCGGCAGCUGCCAUUUACCCAGCGGGAUCAUACGGCACCGCCGGGAACAGAGGCAGGAGACAUCCGGAGACGGACAACUCCACUUUGGGCACGUCUAGGCGGUUGGCCGCCUCGCAUGCCGAUCUUACCGUACCGGAAGUCACGCGGGCGGCGGAUAGUCCGGAAAACGAGUCCCGCUUUGGCACCGGGAUCUACCGGCGGAAGGGUCACCUGAACGAGAGAGCCUUUUCUUACAGCAUUCGAGCGGAACACCGAAGUAGAAGCCACGGCAGUCUGGCUUCCCUCGGCUUCAGCGCCCAGAACGGCAACGCGUUGCCCAAGGAAGAGAAGAAGGAUCGCGAGAUCGCCCAGCUGGUCGCCGGGUUGAGUCUCAACGAGGGACCGGAGCGAACGCAGCCCUCGAACUCGAGGGGUGGAUAUCCCCAUCAUCAUCAGCAACAGCAGAUGCAGCCGCUGCCCAGGCCGAGACCCCGUUAAAACCAUUGCUCAAGACUGACCUCUUUUAGUGGCUAUCUUGAAUCCUCUAGGGUGGAUACCCAGACUGACUUCUGGAUAUCCCUCGGAAACGGAAGUCCCGCCCCUUGUCCGCAAAUCAUCGUUUCCCGUAGCCUUGGCGUUAGAUCGACACACCCUUGUAGAAUGUUUCAUUUCGCCGGCCGAUUUGACCGUCGCGAAUUUGUUCGCUAAUCAAAUUACUCCCUUUCCCGUCACGAAUCGGAACGUCGCAAACAGACACGUCGCGUCCGCGCGCGUCACCGCUGUCGAUGGUCACAGUGUGAAUUGUAAGGAAAAACCUCCGUGGAAUUCUCUCCUCCUUUAUUAUUCAGCGAUGUAGACAAUCGCUCGAGGUGAGUUUUGCUCUUUCCGGCUGAUUGCGCUGACGCAAGAGCGACUUCGUUCAGAUUAACAAACGUCUUACUGCGGCUUACCUCCUCAAGCGUAACACCUGCGUUAUGGUGAGGAACGAUUUUAUGUUCCGUCAUCGCGUCACGUGGAAAAAGAUUGGCAUUGCGAAACAUCGCGAGUCCGCGGUGCAGUUUUUUUUACCUCGGACGGUGUUUCCGAGCGUGUGCACGCGUAUUCUCUCUCCUUAAUUAAUCCGACGACAAUGCUGACUUUUUGAGUACAGAGCGGAUACACUUUGAUGGACGUUAUCCCUCAAUCACGUUGUCUUAAUUUUACAUCUGGUGAGAGUUCGUGUCGUUAAGCCGGAUGAGUAUUCUGAAAUGUGAAGACGAAAAAUCAGUGAAAUUCAUGAGAUCACACGAUGACAUAACGCCCCGAGGAACGCAACGACCUUCUCGUUGCAGAACGAGCUAAUUAGGCGACAAUUAUUGUCGUCUUAUGAGAGAGCAGUUCUGCUGUCUGAAGCUCAUUACACGAAGGCGCGUAGCAUGGAAGAGAGGCUACCGCGCCUCUAUUAUUUCCUCUGUGAAAAUGAAUGUCGGCAACUUUGCGGAAAGUUCCGAUGUCGUCGAUAUUGCAAGUUAUUCCUUUUGGCAAGUAUCUUUAACGUCUCGAGUGCAAAAUCAGUCUCAUAAUCGCCUCUCGGUCCGCUUCUUUUCCCAGGAAAUGUCGUUCUAAGAGAAAAAUUAUGUCAGCGUGAGAUAUAAUUUUUUCUAUCGCAUGACCGCGCACACAGUUCAUCACCAGUUUCGAUUUAUAUGGAUCGGAAGAGAAAAUGAGAUAACCCAGUCGUGCAAACUGUGCCACACGAAGAGCAGAUAAAAUCAAUCGGGUUGUAGAUAUUCACAUUUCCAAUUCGCGAGAAAGAGACGUCGCGUAUAUUAUAUCGGCCGCUCUACUCGUAGAGCGACCUUGUUUGUGACAUUUUACGGUCACGCGCGCGUUUGCUGAACCUUUAUCGCGGUGUAUUAACACCAACGUCGUAAGAGCUUCCACGCGAAGAGAAAAGGAAUGACGACCUUGUUACGUAUCGGCGUAUGAGACUUAUAUAGCGCACAAAUAAACAAUCAAGUGUCACCGUAAGUGUGCCGUACCUUUGCUACCGUACAUUCGAACGAUUUAUCCGUAUGAUUUUUAUCACCUACGAAACGAUCAUACGCGACGCUCUCAAUUCCGAAAGUUGCAGCGGAAGAGUCCGAAACUGCUGAAAUUUCCCACUUAUUGCGACCACCUGCUCGUUUGGUAUUUCGCGUGCAUUGAUCUCGUGCGAAUAUAACGUAGGAUAGAGGAACAAUUCACAUGUUGGCGAGACAUGUGCUUCUGAGGAUGAGAGAGAGAGAGAGAGAGAGAGAGGAGAGAGAGAUGACUAUGCUGUAUUAUAAAUUGCGCAUUAAUCUUGCAGUCGGUAGCAAGGCAAAUGUGCUCACCGAUUAAAAAUACCUAAUGCAUCGACGUUCUUUCGCGCACACGUCAACGACGAUGAUGAUCACGUCAAACGAUCUUAAUCGCUCAGUCGCUUUCAUUAACAUUUUCAUUCCUUUCAAUCGCUUCACCGCGGUUACGUAAUUGCGCGAUUCGCAAUGUCAUCUGCGAACCCUUGAAAUUCUUGAAACACUCGUUAAUGCUCGAAAUUUGACAAAGCAGCGGCUUUCUGUCUUUUGUCAACAAUGCCGGCUCAAAGCUAAAAAUAAACGAUGAGUCACACUUUUUUAAAUGAUUCAUGCGCGCAUAUUAGUAUUCAGCGAAUAGUGAUCAGCGCUACGUAAGAACAAUUAUCUGCCAUUACGCAAGUCGAACGUGCUAUUCAAAUGCUGCACGGAGAAGCGUUUCUCCUUCGAUCGGCAUUUCAUCGAGCGUGCCGAUUAUGGGCGAUAAAAAAAGCCUUCGCCUUUCGCCACGAAUUUCUCCGAGCGAUGCGAUAGGUGUUACGUGGGAAAAUAUCGGAGCAGAAUGCAAUAACGACCAAAUAUUCGUGCGCAAUUUCUCUCUCUCUCUCUCUCUCUCUCUCUCUCUUUCUCUCUCUCUCUCUCUCUCUCUUUCUAUCUUUCUCUCUCUUUUGUCUCUCGUGCGCAUUUCUAUAUAAGUUUCACCGAAAUAUAUAAUUAAAAUUUAGAAUACAUCACCGCAUACACGCGCUUCUCCAGAAAAUGUAAGAUGAUGAAAAAUAACGCUUUAGUGACAUUCCCUCGACGCUUUGUGGUGAAGAAAAGUCAAUCUUAGAUGAGCUAUUAUCGCAUUCGCAGCGGGAAUAUUACAUAACCGACACACUCACGCUCCAAAUUGGCAUUCAAGUGGAAAGAUAGUACGUGUAUGCGGUCAGAGAAUUGCAAGAGAAGCAACUCACUUCAACUCACAGAAAAGAGAAAAAGAAGGGAAAGAAAUCAAUCGACACGGGGCUUCGAGCGGAAAAUUACAACGAUAUGCAGACAUUCCUAUGACAUGUCAUCGCGAAAGCGGCGCAUUAUGCAAAUCGAAAAGCAGCAAACGGUGUUUUAUCAAGACGACAGCUUUAGACGAUUCUUUAUAUUCUGAUAAAAAAAAGAGGAAGAGAACCGUGAGUUACACCAGCAACUACAUAUUCAACGAGCAGUUAAACAUUCCACCGUCGACGCGUUUAUUUGAAGGAAAAAGAAUACGCUUACACAAAUGAAGAUGCCACAGCGUCGCACGGAGAAAUAAAGAAUUCCACGCCACUGAUUAUUAUCGCAUACAUCGGUCGCACCGCGAGGCAUGCGCACACCGGUAUUACUCAUCCGAUUGUCGUCGUUACCACGCGUUGUUUCCGCGCCAAGGCUGCUACCCGAUCGCGGAAUUCCCCCGUUUAUGUUUCCUUCCAUCCUGCCUACCGCGCUUUUCCCGAGUGUUCCCGCGUGAAAAUCAAAUCGGCCGUCCGUCGAAGGUAAAGGUGUGUAUCUCUCCACCGAAUUUUCCAUCGCAUUUCCAACGAACCGACAGAAGUCACGAUACACACGUUGCCGAUUUAGGUACUGAGGUAGAAAGUGACUGCGAGACAUUUGUAAGCCGACCGCGCCACGUGCCGGCGCACGUGCGAUAUAGGCAUAUGUACGAAUACAAGAAUACCUAUACGUACUUAUAUAUGUAUAUUUAUCUAUACUUAUAUAUGUAUAUUUUACCAAAUAAGCCAGUCAGAGAGAGAGAGAGAGAGAAAGAGAGAGAGAGAUAAUGAAGUGAACAUGCCAUUGAAGCGUGUGCGGAAAGUGUGUCUCUCGAUUCUCGUCGACAUGUAGUGCAAUGUCGUAAAUUGCGAAUGAACGAGAAGAGAGAGAGAGAGAGAGAGAGAGAGAGAGACGAAGAAGAUCCGUAGAUUUGUAGUUACGACUCUUAGCGAGGUAUAUAGGUGUCUAUACAUGCUAGAAACGUCGCGUUUUCGAGCAAAAUAGUCGGAGUGUCGAAAAUGCGCAAUUGAGAUGACGACAAACUUUCCGUACGAGUUAAGAGUGGAGGUUGAAGGCGAAUUUCGACAUCGCGGGCAUAUCACGCUCGCUCGGACACGAGACGCGUUAUUUCAUUUACGGUGCAUAUAUUGCAUUACAUGCACUAUGCACGCAAACCCCUUCCCGUCAUCGUCGUCGUCGCUAUCGUCGGCGGCGGCGGUGGUGGCGGCCACAUUCCGUUCUCCCGUGUAAUUUUCAGGGUUAACCGCAACCGUCGUACACGAAUACUCUAGUUUCAGGAUUGCAACAAACAACUGGUGGAAUGCUAAUCACCUUGAUUGGCGGCUUAUGUAGAGCGCGCUUUCCCGCAAGAAAAAAGGGCUCGCUUCCGUCGAUUUUUUCCUCUUCAUCAUUAUUUCCGAACGAGUCAAUAGUCAGACUUGAGAUUUCAGAAACGUUCAGCGGAGGCUUGUGCGUCUUGUGCGUGUACAUGUGAGGAAAAUUACUCGAUUAUCAGACUGUGACAAAUUUCCAGAAAAGAAGCGUGCCGGUGAAAGAAUCUCAGAGUCGUUUCGUCCGCGUGUGCGUGCGCCCGACGAGAAGUUUCGUCUCGUUAGAAGGAGAAAAAUGGAAUAGUGAAAGGAUCUUUAGAAGUGUUUCUCUUCCCUGGAUAUCACGACGAAAAUGCAGCUAUUGUCAGAAUUUCCAAAAAGAAAAAAAAGAAAAAAAACGAGAAGAAAGAGUAACAAAGAGACCUUAUAACGUCUUUCCCUUUUCUCCCGGUAAGACAACGGCUCGAUCUGAUCCAGCGGUCCUAAGGUGGCAGUGUGUGACAAUGUAUCGGCGGGCUCCGGGUCCGUUUAUCUUAGCGUUUUUCUUCUUUCGCCGGGGAGAAUGCAGCCAUACUUUUAAUACGAGGAAAAAUGUACUAUAUACGUAUAGGGUAAAAUAAAAUGUUUCAUGAGAUUCAUGUGGCCGACGAUUUGUGAUUAUACUAGAAUUGGAAUGCAACGGACGGCGCUGGUAUAAGUGCUGUUCGGCGUAAAAUGCAGCUACGACCGGUAUCACACACACACACACACACAGGCGCAGUUACAGCGUCGCAUGUCGUAACUGUAAAGUCGUAUCUCGACUCAAUCGACCUGCACAUUCGAGCAAUCACUAAUCGUCUUCCAUGAAGUCGAGGUCUGCCGAUAUACGUUCGUACGCCAAAUAUACCGUGCCGAUGCGACGUAGCGAUGUAUCAAUUGUCUGUGACAGUACAUUAGAAGCCGACUUGUAUUCGUAUCGAUGAUAUUUGUAUCGCUCGGUGAAUACGCGCAGCCUUCGGUGCUGCGACUGAAAAGUCGCAGUGAAGGAAGAAAGAAGAAGGAAAACGCGACACGACGGAUUAGGAAAUCGGCUUAGGUUAUAUCAGAAGUAUCAGUGAUACCUCUCGUAUCUUCGUCACCGAGUUUCGUUUCACUCUCGAAUUUGGGUUUCUCGUGCAAUCAUCGUGCAAUUAACGCUGUCGUCUGCAAUCACACACGUGUGUUCUUCGCUUCGCACUUGGCCGUGUCCCGACCUGAAACAAUAUCGCGUAAUGCGCGACAGGCCACGUUAUUCAAAUAUUGCUCGCCAAUCGCUCGCGUAAGAAGAUACGCAAAGCGGCACAAGAAGCGUGUACGGGAAUAAUGCCUCGUUCUUCUCUUUAUUUCUUAUCGUUUUUCCAGCGGUUGCCGAUGCUGAUGCGCCGGCGAGCCAACAACCGCCGGAAGAACGGUACAAGAUAAGGAAUUAUCUUGCAUUCGAAAAGGAAUGCUAAUGGCAUCCGAAUCGGUACGCCACUAUCGCCGUUACCUGCAACUUUCCCUGACUCGCUUCUUACUCGCGGAAGACAAAAAGCUCGGUUCGCGCAAAACUGAACGAACGACCGGGAUGACAGGGAGCGAUGUGUCUCCGCCAUGACGAGCUUUCGGCUGCGCUGAGAGAAAUUCGGCUGAGAUAAACGACAGCUGUUUAUCGAAUGGAGAAUUAUUCCCCUACGGGAAUCUUUCCGUUUCGAGCUCUCGCUCGAUUCUCCAGACAGCGGAAAGUCAGGUGCGAGAACUGAGUCUCUUUUUUCCGCACGCAAAGCGCGAAAUGAAAAAUUGCACGAUUAUUGCGCGGAGUGGAGUACACCAGCGCGCAUCGCUACACCAUUGUACGUCAAUGGAUGUACCGUAAGUUGCACGGUGUGUAUGCGCGUAUGUACGUAUACAUAAUAUGCGUGCGUGCGUGCGUGUGCGUGUAUGAAUGCACGCGAGAGCGCGACAAUUCAUUCGAGGACGAUCGCGUCGCACAUAGAGAGACGUGUUGUUUUGUUUUUCCUUUUUUUUUCCUUUUUUUUCUUUUUUUUUUUUUUUAACUCUCGCGUCUGAUACGAGCACUGAUAGGAACGUGCCAUCAAGAAUGCGAAGGAAGACUCAUUAAUUUUAUAACUGCAUAUAUAUACGCGCGUAUAUAUAUAUAUAUAUAUGUGUAUGUGUGUGAGUAUGUAACACGUACGGUACGCACACGGGGAGCGCGGUGAAUGGCGAGGAACGUGGACGGAUCCUUCUCGCGGCGAGAGAAAAUGUGAAAAUAUGCGACGUUGCGUAAGCCGCGUGUGCGGAGACGCGCUUUUCCUCGGCGACGAAAGUGCAGCCGGCGCACCGUAAUUGCCUCUCUCGCGAACGCUUCCGCGUGUGCGUACGCUUAGAUUAAUGUCAUCAAGAGGAACACAUUGCAUGUGAAUAUACUGUAUACGCGUCUUUCUGUUUCUUUUUUCUUGUCCUAACAAAUAAAUAUACCAUUAACUGUGUAAAAUAUAAAUCUCGUUGAAGAGUGAGUCGUUCGAUGUUUCUCGCACACCAGUCUCCGCGGCAACAAUCUGCAUUGCCGAGUCCCCCGCAAGCAAGGCGACGAUAUUAUCAUCGCGACGAUAUCUGGAUUGACAAAACUAACGAGAUUCGAGAAUGUAUUUAUAUCGAUACAAAUAUACUAGAGAUUAAUAUA
Molecule: messenger RNA, 10030 nt
Organism: Harpegnathos saltator (Jerdon's jumping ant)
Lineage: Eukaryota; Metazoa; Arthropoda; Insecta; Hymenoptera; Formicidae
Exons: 1
Coding region: 1488-3191 (567 amino acids)
Source: RefSeq, a predicted model, not a curated record